CCCCUCGACACCUUCUUCUUCUCCUUCGCCCCCCAGGGCUUCGUCCACAACCCCGCCAAGUCGCCCGUCAACUCGUGGAAGGCCCUCUGCGCGUUCAAGUCCUGGAACAAGCAGCCCAAAGACCACCCGCCCAUGAAAAAGGCAUGGAAGAGGUACCAACAGGCCCUCGUCAAAGAAGUCCAGCUCUACUUUGGCGAUAUCGACGAUAUUGCUGCUUGGAAGACGGUUUGUAGGGCUGUGGGGUGUGAGGAUCCGCCUGAUGAGAUUUCGAAAUGCAAGGCCAUCCUGAAAAAGACUCACGUCAACAUUGUGGACUUGGUCGACUGGGCUAAAAGGGGGGGCGAAGAAAGCGGCAAGAAAGUCAAAGUGUUCAGGUCCAUGGCACAGCUGAGCGAGUACACUCGGAGUACCAACAAGAUUUUCCCAAAGAGCCAGACGAAGAACUCUGAGGGACGAAAUAUAGUGUUGAAGUUCUUGCUGAGGCAGAUA
Messenger RNA from Trichoderma citrinoviride, 489 nucleotides. RefSeq lists its product as hypothetical. NCBI's taxonomy places the organism in Eukaryota, Fungi, Ascomycota, Sordariomycetes, Hypocreales, Hypocreaceae. The record is from RefSeq and is a predicted model, not a curated record. The annotation marks the transcript as partial. The transcript has 2 exons.